CUGUUUAUCAUUAGUCUGUUGGUGACUACGGUGUGUGGUGACCGCUAAAGGCUUAUACCAUUACCAUAGGCUUUACCGACCACUUUGUAUAGAAGCACGGUCAACAAGAAAACAAAAUGGAACAGCCAGACGAGAAGCCUCCUAAGCCUGAAAACGAGGCGUUCAGCGACAACAGUCUGAACUGCAUCGCCAAGGAAUGCGGCGGCAUCCAUAUCAUGAUGCAGUUGGCCAUGUACCUCAACAUUCCAAACACGACUAUCGUCAAGUGUAAAAUAGAAAAGGAGGAUAAGGGACAAUCUGAUAAGGACCUCGGUGCUGCCCUGUUCAAGUGUUGGAAGGAAAUGAAGUGCGGGAAGGAGGUAAAAGAGAAAAACAAGGCCCACGAGAUAGAGAGGGCAUUGCAGUCUAUCGGUCGGCAGGACAUGGCGGAUGCUUUUAUGGAAUGUUAUAGAAACCACCAGGAACUGACGCCGGCAGCGAUGCAGUAGGCUUGCUACUGCAUCUUUUGAGACUAUUGAUGACUAUUCCAGACAAUAUUUAAAGCGUCUCUUGCAGCACCUCUGUCUACAGGGAGGAUUACAAGGCAAACUAACAAUAACGCUUGGCGACAUGACAACUACCCAAGCUGCAUGCGUGAAUACGCCCAGGGCAGACCAUUUUGUCGUCCUGAUCGUCUCAUGCGUUAGUGAUGGCUUGCCCGUAAUAAGUAGAAUGGUCACCUGUUCUUCAGUGGAUUAUGUUUUCAAAAUAGAUCGACCUGUUGGGUUAUUUUUACAUGGAAACUGAUCCUUGGUCGAUUGUGGCCAAACAAGGGGAACGUGCCUUAUAUCAUCACAAUAGAACAAAUGGUACGCCUUCUGAAUAAUGGGUGAUUAAACAUAUUUUGUUACUACUUUAAGAACUGAUUGUUCUGUUGGUAUUUUUCAAUAAAUGAUAUUUAUCAUGUGGAAAA
Molecule: messenger RNA, 952 nt
Organism: Lineus longissimus
Lineage: Eukaryota; Metazoa; Nemertea; Pilidiophora; Heteronemertea; Lineidae
Exons: 2
Coding region: 117-488 (123 amino acids)
Source: RefSeq, a predicted model, not a curated record